Molecule: messenger RNA, 1290 nt
Organism: Sciurus carolinensis (gray squirrel)
Lineage: Eukaryota; Metazoa; Chordata; Mammalia; Rodentia; Sciuridae
Gene: Chodl
Product: chondrolectin
Exons: 6
Coding region: 269-1090 (273 amino acids)
Biological process (GO): positive regulation of axonogenesis
Cellular component (GO): cytoplasm
Source: RefSeq, a predicted model, not a curated record
AGGACUCCCUAACUUCUGUUCCCUGCCCCCAAACACGCACCCCCGAGGUCGUGCGGUCUAGUUCAGCACACCCGCGCGUGGCACAGGCACGCCUGGCAGCAGGUCCGGGUCCAGGGCGAUGCCUGCAGGAGCCCUGGCGACUGGCUUCGGGCGGAGGGAGUAGGACCCAGCGGGGAGGCAGGAACGCUGCGGAGUUAGAGCCGCCGGCCGCGCCAGGGGCGGAGGCUGCCUUGGCUCCACGCACACCUGCUGCUGCCGCUUUGCCGCGAUGAUCCGUGUGGUCUCACUGCUGCUGGGAGCCGCGCUGCUCUGCAGCCACGGAGCCUUCUGCCGCCGGGUGGUCAGCGGCCAAAAGGUAUGCUUUGCCGACUCCAAGCAUCCCUGCUACAAAAUGGCCUACUUCCAUGAACUCUCCAGCCGAGUGAGCUUCCAGGAGGCACGCCUGGCUUGUGAGAGUGAGGGAGGCAUGCUCCUCAGUCUUGAGAAUGAAGCAGAACAGAAGUUAAUAGAGAGCAUGCUGCAAAAUCUGACAAAACCUGGGACAGGCAUUUCUGAUGGUGACUUCUGGAUAGGGCUUUGGAGGAAUGGAGAUGGCCAAACAUCUGGAGCCUGCCCAGAUCUCUACCAGUGGUCUGAUGGAAGCAGUUCCCAGUACCGAAACUGGUACACAGAUGAACCUUCCUGUGGAAGUGAAAAGUGUGUUGUGAUGUAUCAUCAACCAACUGCCAAUCCUGGCCUUGGGGGUCCCUACCUUUACCAAUGGAAUGAUGACAGGUGCAACAUGAAGCACAAUUAUAUCUGCAAGUAUGAACCAGAGAUUAGUCCAACCGAACCUGUAGAAAAGCCUUAUCUUACAAACCAACCAGGAGACACCCAGCAAAAUGUGGUUGUUACUGAAGCAGGCAUAAUUCCUAAUCUAAUUUAUGUUAUCAUACCAACGAUACCACUGCUUUUACUGAUAUUGGUUGCUUUUGGAACCUGCUGUUUCCAGAUGCUGCAUAAAAGUAAAGGAAGAACAAAAACUAGCCCAAACCAGUCCACACUGUGGAUUUCAAAGAGUACCAGAAAGGAAAGUGGCAUGGAAGUAUAAUGAUACGUUGACUUGCCUCCAGAAAACAAAAUAAUUUUAUAAUUCUGGAUCAGUAUAAGGAAUGGCAUCAGAACAUUAGCUUGGAAUGGCUUGAAAUCUCAAAGGAUCUGCAAGAUGAACUGUAAGCUCCCCCUUGAGGCAAAUAUUCAAACAACUUUUAUAUGUUUAUUAUUUCAUUUACAAAAUAAUAUGCUGUGCUA